This is a messenger RNA of Arctia plantaginis, 630 nucleotides long. NCBI's taxonomy places the organism in Eukaryota, Metazoa, Arthropoda, Insecta, Lepidoptera, Erebidae. The record is from the annotation of a GenBank genome assembly.
AUGAUGAAACAGGCUUUUAUUUUUCUGGCCCUCCUCGGGGUCGCCUUUUCAGCUCCUCAGCCAAGGAAACAGUUCAGUGAGCACGUUUCGGAGUUCUUAAACAUAAUAGCAGAGGAGGCUGGUGAUGAUAUUAACCACUUGAUGGAGCACUACUUAGAAUUUGAAGAGUUCCGGACUGCAUUAGCCUACACGCAGAGCACUAACUUCAGAGAUCUGAUUUACGAGAUGGAAGCUUUGCCCGAAUUUAAUGCAGUACUCGACUUCUUAGAGAAUGACAAUAUUGACAUUCACACCUUUAUUGAUUUAUUAAAUGAGAUUCUUGAUUACAUUGAAAAAAUGAAGAGGAACACACGACACAGUGUUAGUGGCACUACCAUGAGUGACUUUAUAUACGACUCGAUCGCAGUAUUCCCUACGGCGAAGUUGGCUGCUCUCUUCGACGAAAAGAUGGCCAAUGACGAAGCAUUCAGCACAGCACUCAUCAACCUCCAGAGCGAGGAGUGGCGUCAAAUUGCCACUGCCCUUUGGGAAAACGAAGUUUUCCAGAAAGAGAUUCAGCUUCUCAGGGAAAACGGCAUAGAAGUUGAGGCCCUCAUGGAUGAAGUGUUUGCCAUCUUCGGACAGGAGUAA